Molecule: messenger RNA, 1146 nt
Organism: Lottia gigantea (owl limpet)
Lineage: Eukaryota; Metazoa; Mollusca; Gastropoda; Lottiidae
Exons: 8
Coding region: 1-1146 (381 amino acids)
Cellular component (GO): endomembrane system
Molecular function (GO): 1-acylglycerol-3-phosphate O-acyltransferase activity
Source: RefSeq, a predicted model, not a curated record
AUGGCAGUGAUAGAGAAGAUAAGAUUAGGAUUAACUCUACUAGGGUUUAUAAUCCUAGCCUAUACCUAUAUAGCAGCAGGGUUUAUCAUCUCCGCAUUGAUGUUAUGUUCCUGUGUAAUAUGGCCGAUAAAUAAGACUAUUUAUAGAAUUAUAAAUGUACAUCUUGGUUGGUGUUAUUGGUCUUUUUACACGUUUCUAGGAAGUUGGUGGUCUAAUUCUGAAUGUUAUGUGUAUACUGAUAUGGCAGAUUUCAAACAUUUUGGUAAAGAGAAUUGUAUAUGUAUUCAAAAUCAUCGAUAUGAGAUAGAUUGGUUGAUGACAUCAAUUGUGGCAGAGAAUUUCCAGAUGCUUGGGAAUCAUAAAGUUUACUCCAAGAAUUCUCAUAAAUAUGUUCCGUUAGUGGGCUGGACGUGGUAUUUCUCGGAGUCCAUCUUUUUAAAACGAAACUGGCAGGAAGAUAAGUCUAUUUUAAAAACAGGAUUAAAAAAUUUAACGGAAUAUCCUGAUAAUUAUCCUGUGUAUAUGUACCCAGAAGGUACAAGGUUUACAGAAGAGAAAUAUCAGUCUAGUUUAGAAGUUUCUAGAUCUCGAGGCUAUCCUGAUAUGAAACAUCAUCUUCUACCUAGACCUAAAGGUUUUACUGCCUUUGUACGAGAUAUGAAGGGAAAAUUUGCAGCUGUAUAUGAUAGUGAAAUAGUAUUUGAGAAACAUCCUAAGCCAUCCAUAUCCACCAUUGCUCAACGUAUACCUGUCAUAGCCCAUUUGUCUUUCAAAAGAUAUAAACUAGAAGAUAUUCCAUGUAAAACUGAUGAAGAAUGUGCUGAAUGGUUGAGAAAUCUUUAUCUUGAUAAGGAUAAGACGUUUGAUGAGUUUAUUAACAAUGAAAAGUUGAAAGGAACUCCGUAUAAAAUACCCAAGAGUUCUCGAGGAUUAUUGAAUGUAUUUUUCUGGUGUUUUCUGACAUGUUAUCCGUUGUUUAACUAUCUAUGUAAUGUUAUUGUCGCUGGUACGUCAACUCAGAGAAUUAUAGUAUCUGUAGCUUUCUUAUUUGUGGUGGUUAUAUUACGAUGGAUUAUAUCUGUAACAGAAAUACAAGAUGGAGGUCAAACUACACCCAAAUCAACUCAAAACGGCAAGCAAGAUUAA